This is a messenger RNA of Phyllostomus discolor (pale spear-nosed bat), 580 nucleotides long. RefSeq names its product hepcidin antimicrobial peptide (gene HAMP). The coding region runs from base 227 to 475 and encodes 82 amino acids. Gene Ontology annotation, cellular component: extracellular region. Lineage: Eukaryota; Metazoa; Chordata; Mammalia; Chiroptera; Phyllostomidae. Gene Ontology annotation, biological process: intracellular iron ion homeostasis. The record is from RefSeq and is a predicted model, not a curated record. The transcript is spliced from 3 exons.
CUGGACACACCUGCUGGCUGAGGGUGACACAACCCUGUGCCCUGUCACUCUGUUCCCGCUUAUCUCCCGCCUUUUUGGCGCCACUACCUUCUGGGAAAUGAGUUAGGACAAAGGGGAGGGGGCUUAGCACCCCUGCCUCCCCCAGCGGGCCCCAUAAAAGCAACUGUGACAGCCCAGACACCGGAGCGGUCCUAGACCUACAAGCAGGACGGCUAGACACAGCACAAUGGCACUGAGCACACGGAUCCAGGCUGCCUGUCUCCUGCUCCUUCUCCUGGCCAGCCUUACCAGUGCCUCAGUUCUGCACCAGACAAAAGAGCUUGCAGACCUCCAGACUCAGGACACAGCUAGAGCCUCUGCUGGCUUGACGACUGGGCUCCAGAGGCUGAGGAGGCGAGACACCCACUUCCCCAUCUGCAUCUUCUGUUGUGGUUGCUGCCAUAAAUCAAAGUGUGGGAUCUGCUGCAAGACGUAGAGCCUCCUGGCCCUCCUCUCCCUCCCUUAUUUAUUCCUGUCACCCUCCAACACUUGGUGAAUGGUCUCGGAAUAAAAUGGCUGGUUCUAGCUUUUGUUUUCCAAA